Molecule: messenger RNA, 4020 nt
Organism: Aphanomyces invadans
Lineage: Eukaryota; Oomycota; Saprolegniomycetes; Saprolegniales; Verrucalvaceae
Exons: 1
Coding region: 18-3971 (1317 amino acids)
Biological process (GO): transmembrane transport
Cellular component (GO): membrane
Molecular function (GO): ATP binding; ABC-type transporter activity; ATP hydrolysis activity
Source: RefSeq, a predicted model, not a curated record
UGCUCGGUCGUCGUGCCAUGCAAAGCGACAGCCCUGCCACGGACUUCGCCGUCCUCAAGAGUCCUCGCGGCGAUGGUGGCUCCUUCCCCGACCUCGCGGAGCAUCCCCACCCCAUCGACAACGCCAACGUCCUCUCGAAGGCCAUCUUUGGGUGGGCCAGCGCGCUCAUUCGUCAAGGUAACCAGCGCCAACUCCACCCCCAAGACAUGUGGCCUCUCCAAGCGUACAACAAGGCCCGAGCACUCGCGUCCACGUACGCCAUCGUGUACGCGAGCUGCGGCAAGAGCCUCCUCCGCGCCUUCUUCUCCAUCUACUGCGUCCAGCUUGUCGUCGUGGCGUUCAUGCAACUCUUCACGGCGGCGUGCGACCUCUACGGACCCGCGUACGUGCUAAAGAGCGUGGUCAAGGCCGUGCAGCAACCCGUCUUCGACCCCACCGCGACGUCCCUCAUGGCCCUCUCGCUCUACGGCAUCCAGGUCGUGAGUACGUUUGUGAAGGCCCAUAUGAAGUUUAUGAACGACGUGAUCGGCGUCCAGUUCGCAUCCAGCCUGCGCUCGAUGCUGUUUGAGAAGGCGCUCAAGCUGAACGCCAAGUCGAAGAAGGAAAAGUCCGCGGGCGACAUCGCCAACCUCUUUUCCACGGACGUCAUCAACGUCAUGGAGUUUGCCACCAACAUGAACUUGAUUUGGAUCGUGCCGGUGCAGGUCGCGGUCGUGCUCUACUUGCUGUACGUCCAGGUGGGGUGGUCCAUCUUUGUGGGCCUCGCCGCCGUGUUUGUCAUUCUCGUCGUCAACGCAUUCGUGGCCAUCCUGCUCGGGAAGGAGCAGGAGGUGCUAUUCAAGGCCAAAGACGACCGCAUGAAGGUCGUCCACGAAGUGUUUGGGGCCAUCCAAAUCGUCAAGUUCAACGCGUGGGAAGAGAAAUUCCUGGACAAGCUCACGGAGCUCCGUCUCGCCGAGCUCGUCUCGAUCUGGAACUUUAUGCGGUACUACCUCGUCCUCAUCAUGUUUAUGUUUACCACGCCCGUGUUGGUGACGAUCACUGUCUUUGCCACGUACACCCUGUGGAUGAACGAGGCGCUGACUGUCGAGAUUGUCUUUACAACUCUGGCGUUGUUCAAGUCGCUCCAAGACGCCCUCAUCAGCCUCCCCGUCGUUGUCAUGGCGACCGUGCAGUGCUUUGUCUCGGUGACGCGCAUCAACACAGUGCUGCUCAUGGACGAGUGCGACCCGUCCGAUGUGCAGACGCCGGCGACCAACGCCGUGCUCAAGGCCAAGUACGCCGCUGACCACACCGUGAUCGCGUUUGAGCACGGGUCGUUUGGGUGGCACCCGGCACCCGCCACAGACACCACCACGGACGCGACUGCCAAGGUCGGUCGAGCGGAGGCUGUCGACCCCAACGCCAAGGCUGCCACCUCCCCCGAACCCCACUCGGUCCUUUUCGCAGACGUCAACCUGACCAUCCAGCAAGGUCAAUUCGUCGUGAUUCACGGCGCCGUCGGUCAAGGCAAGUCGUCCUUGUGUGCGGCGCUGCUCGGCGAGAUGCGCCGACUGGACGGGUCGGUCUUUGUGGCCGGCGACGUCGCGUACUUUGCCCAGCAGCCGUGGAUCCAAAACGCAACCAUCCGAGACAACAUCCUGUUUGGCAAGCCGUUCGACGCCGCCAAGUACGCGAGUGUGGUCGAAGCGUGCGCGCUGACCAAGGACAUCGCGGCGCUCCCUGCCGGGGACCGCACCGAGAUCGGCCAGAAAGGCAUCAACCUGUCGGGGGGACAGAAGGCCCGCGUGAGCUUGGCCCGCGCGUGCUACAGUGACGCCGAAAUCUUUGUGCUCGACUCGCCGCUGUCGGCCGUCGACGCGAUCGUGCAGAACGAGAUCUUCACCAAGUGCUUCCUCGGCCUCCUGCGCCACAAGACGAUCGUCCUGGUUACCCACAGCCACGACAUCAUCCAGUCACCCCACGUCCACCGAACGUUCGUCGUCCAAGACGGGACCGUCACCGAGUCGACCCGCCGCACCACGACAUCACCGAAACCCGUCCCGGCACCAACGUGUAUCGCCCCUCUGCGCCCCCCGACUGCAUACUGGGCGGUGGAUGCCCACGACUCUGUCGACGACUUGGUGCUUUGCGGCGACGACAGCGACUGCCGCAAACCCAGUGCUGCAGCACCUUUGACCAGUGGCACCCUCGUCGUGGACGAAGAGCGCGCCGAAGGCCGCGUGUCCAAAGCGGUCGUGGUCGAGUACAUCCGAGCGAUCGGUGGGUGGUCGUCGAUGGUCGUGAUGGUUGUCCUCACGCUCGCCGUCGAAGCGAUCAAGGUCACGAGCGACAUGUGGCUCUCGCACUGGUCCAACCAAAGCACGCAGCUGUCACCGGCCGCGUUCCGCGCCGAGACCAACCACAACAUCACAAUCUACGCCAUUCUGGUCGUCGCCACGUGCAUCGCGACCGUCGUGCAGAUCCUGUCGGUGCUCCUCUACGGCAUGCGUGGCGCCAAGAAGCUGUUUGCCGACAUGGUGCAGGGUCUGCUGGCGGCGCCCAUGGCAUUCUUCGACACGAACCCGAUCGGACGCAUUCUGAAUCGGUUCGGGGACGACGUCAUGCAAGUGGACCUGGCGAUUCCGUUCACGUUUGCGCCGAUCCUGGUCGAGACGGCCGCCGCCAUGACCAAGAUCGUCACCACGAUCGCCAUCACGCAGUGGAUGGGGCUCGUCGUCGUCCCCCUCAUGGCGAUCUACUACGUGCUCGGCGCGUACUUUUUGGCCCCGCUGCGCGAAGUCAAUCGUAUCCAAAAGACGACGCGGUCGCCGCUCUUGAGUUUGGUCAGCGAAGGCAUCGACGGGUCCACGACCAUCCGCGCGUUCGGGCCCAAGUACGUCCGUCGAUUCAACCGCGUCCACGACGCCCUCCUCGAAGCAUUCGUGUCGGCUCGUUUCGUCGGCAUCGCGACCAACCAGUGGUUUGGUCUGCGCGUCGAGCUCAUCAGUUGCUCGAUUGUGUUUGCCCUCUUGAUGGGCAUCGUCGUCAUGCAUGACGUCGUGAGCCCAGGCCUGGUCGCGCUCGUUAUCACGUACGGCUUGACCAUUCCAGCCAACUUGGCGGGACUCGUCAACAUUUGGGCGCGCAUGGAGACGGCGCUGAUCGCUCCCGAGCGCCUGCACGAGUACAUCCAACUGACCAAGGAAGGGGACCGUCACACGGGCUUGGACAAGGCCGACCCGUCGUGGCCAGCCCACGGACACGUCCACUUUGACCACGUGAGUUACCGGUACAAGGCGACCGACCCGCUCGUGCUGCAAGACGUGAGCUUCUCCGUGGCUGGCGGCGAAAAGGUCGGCAUCGUUGGCCGCACCGGCGCCGGCAAGUCCAGCUUGAUGAUGUCGCUGUUCCGCAUGAACGACGUCGCGGCCGGCCACAUCCGCAUCGACGGCGUCGACAUUGCCGACGUUGGUCUCCACAACCUACGCAGCCACCUGGCCAUCAUCCCGCAAAACCCCGUCCUCUUCAAGGGCACGCUGCGCAACUACCUCGACCCGUUCGACGAGUACGACGACGACGACCUGUGGCAAGCGCUCAAGAAGGUGCAGCUUGUCGACCGCGUCGCCGCCGACAAGCUGCUCGGACCGGUGGACGAGAACGGAGAAAACUUUAGUGUCGGCGAGCGCCAGAUGCUGUGCAUGGCCCGCGCGUUGUUGCGGCAGGCCAAGAUCGUCAUUCUCGACGAGGCCACAGCGGCCAUCGAUCGCGCCACGGACCAGCUCCUGCAGCAAGUCGUGCGGUCCGAGUUUGCGUCGUCCACGGUGCUCACGAUCGCCCACCGCCUCGACACGGUCCUUGACUGCGACCGCAUCCUCGUGUUUGACCAAGGCCGGUUGGUCCAGAAUGACACUCCCGCGGCCCUCGUUGGCGCCGGUGCCGGCAUCUUCUUUGACCUCGUCACGGAAGGCGGGUACGUCCUCGCCAAAUAGCGAUCGCCACAGCGUCGUAUUUAAUGCAUUCGUUUCCGUUUUUUGGAGC